Molecule: messenger RNA, 4877 nt
Organism: Pseudophryne corroboree (corroboree frog)
Lineage: Eukaryota; Metazoa; Chordata; Amphibia; Anura; Myobatrachidae
Product: zinc finger protein 271-like
Exons: 5
Coding region: 59-2947 (962 amino acids)
Source: RefSeq, a predicted model, not a curated record
CAGCAUCCACUACGGACUACGAGAAAUAGAAUUAUCGGUAAGUAAAUUCUUAUUAUCUAUGGUAAUAGUACAGGGACAUGACUGUGGAGGUGAGGGGAUAUUUACAGUGAUAUUUAUGUCUCCCCCAUUUCACAGAGGUGUGAAGAAGACAUCUGGUGAGCGUGAGACACCCAGCAGCCAUGCUCAUGUGUCAGGAGGACUGAGCAGGUCCCAGAGCACCAUCAUGGUGCCUCCACCUCACUCACUGAUACAUGAGAGACACAGUGACCAGAAGAUCCAGGAACUCACCAACAAGAUCAUUCCACUGCUGACUGGAGAGGAGGGGGAGUAUAUAGAGGAACACAGGGGUCUGUACAAGGACUUGAUGAUGGAGAAUCACCGGCCCCUCACAUCACUGGAUGGGCCCAGUAACAGAGAUACCCCAGAGAGAUGUCCCCGUCCUCUGUAUUCCCAGGAUUGUACAGAGGAGAAUUACAGGAUCCCACAGGAGGAUCAGGUAGAACGUCUGUCUGAUAUUAAAACAGAAGACAUAGAAGAAGAAGAAGUGACUGAUAUAAAGGUAGAAGAUAUAGAGGGAGAUGAAGAGACGUAUGUGACUGAUAUAAAGGCAGAAGAUACAGAGGGAAAAGAAGAGACGUAUGUGACUGAUAUGAAGGCAGAAGAUAUAGAGGGAGAAGAAGAGACGUAUGUGACUGUUAUAAAGGCAGAAGAUAUAGAGGAAGAAGACGAGACGUAUGUGACUGAUAUAAAGGCAGAAGAUACAGAGGGAGAAGAAGAGACGUAUGUGACUGAUAUAAAGGCAGAAGAUAUAGAGGGAGAAGAACAGACGUAUCUGAAGGGUGAUCAGCAGUGUAAGGAGGAGGAAAUCCCUACAGAUAUCAGCACAGCAGAUGGACACACAAGCAGGAAUAUCUCAGAAGGACAUCUAAUGUUAUCCCCGGAUUGUGGCAUAAAAGAUAAUGAUAGUAGACAGGAUUCUCCAGGAGAUAACCCCAUUACCCCAGUGAUACAUCCAGCUCUAUCAGCUGGUCCUUCUGAUCCUGGGAAGUGUUCUCCUGAUCACUCUGAUAUUGGUGCAUCUGUUACAGCUCUGAGAGUAGAUGCAGUGUUUCCCUGUUCUAUAGAUGCCAAAUGUUUUACACAGAACACAAAGCCUAUUAACCCACACACAGGUAAGGCAGGUGGAAGGCCACUGAUAUGUUCAGAGUGUGGGAAAUGUUUUACAUACAAAUCACAUCUUGUUAUACAUCAGAGAAGUCACACAGGUGAGAGGCCACUGACAUGUUCUGAGUGUGGGAAAUGUUUUACAUACAAAUCACAUCUUGUUAUACAUCAGAGAAGUCACACAGGUGAGAGGCCACUGACAUGUUCUGAGUGUGGGAAAUGUUUUGCACGGAAAUCACAUCUUGUUAUGCAUCAGAGAAGUCACACAGGUGAGAAGCCGUUUCCAUGUUCUGAGUGUGGGAAAUGUUUUACACGCAAACUAUAUCUUGUUAGACAUCAGAGGAGACACACAGGUGUGAAGCCAUUUUCUUGCUCUGAGUGUGGGAAAUGUUUUACACAGAAAUCACAACUUGUUACACAUCAGCAAAUUCACACAGGUGAGAAUCUGUUUUCUUGCUCUGAGUGUACGAAAUGUUUUACACGGAAAUCAGAUCUUAUUACACAUCAGCGAAGUCACACUGGUGAGCAGCCAUUUCCAUGUUCUGAGUGUGGGAAAUGUUUUGCAGACAAAUCAAAUCUUACUAAACAUGAAAGAAGUCACACAGGUGAGAAGACAUUUUCAUGCUCCGAGUGUGGGAAAUGUUUUACACGGAAAUCACAUCUUGUUACACAUCAGCAAAGUCACACAGGUGAGAAGCCAUUUCCAUGUUCUGAGUGUGGGAAAUGUUUUGCACACAAACCAGAUCUUGUUAGACAUCAGAGAAAUCACACAGGUGAGAAGCAAUUUUCUUGCUCUGAGUGUGGGAAAUGUUGUUUAAGUAAAUCACAUCUUGUUACACAUCAGAGAAGUCACACAGGUGUGAAGCCAUUUUCUUGCUCUGAGUGUGGGAAAUGUUUUACACAGAAAUCACAACUUUUUACACAUCAGCGAAGUCACACAGGUGUGAAGCCAUUUUCUUGCUGUGAGUGUGGGAAAUGUUUUACACGGAAAUCAAAUCUGGUUAGACAUAACAGAAGUCACACAGGUGAGAAGCCAUUUUCUUGCUCUGAGUGUGGGAAAUGUUUUACACAGAAAUCACAUCUUGUUAUACAUCAGAGGAGUCACACAGGUAAGAAUCUGUUUUCUUGCUCUGAGUGUACGAAAUGUUUUACACGGAAAUCAGAUCUUAUUACACAUCAGCGAAGUCACACUGGUGAGAAGCCAUUUCCAUGUUCUGAGUGUGGGAAAUGUUUUGCAGACAAAUCAAAUCUUACUAAACAUGAAAGAAGUCACACAGGUGAGAAGACAUUUUCAUGCUCCGAGUGUGGGAAAUGUUUUACACGGAAAUCACAUCUUGUUUCCCAUCAGCAAAGUCACACAGGUGAGAAGCCAUUUCCAUGUUCUGAGUGUGGGAAAUGUUUUGCACACAAACCAGAUCUUGUUACACAUCAGAGAAGUCACACAGGUGAGAGGCCAUUUUCUUGCUCUGAGUGUGGGAAAUGUUUUGCAUGGAAAUCAGAUCUUGUUAAACAUCAGAGAAGUCACACAGGUGAGAGGCCAUUUCCAUGUUCUGAGUGUGGGAAAUGUUUUGCACGGAAAUCAGUUCUUGUUACACAUCAGAGAAGUCACACAGGUGAGAGGCCAUUUUCUUGCUCUGAGUGUGGGAAAUGUUUUGCAUGGAAAUCAGAUCUUGUUAGACAUCAGAGAAGUCACACAGGUGAGAAGCCAUUUCCAUGUUCUGAGUGCGGGAAAUGUUUUGCACACAAAUCAGAUCUGGUUAGACAUAACAAGUCACACAGGUGAGAAGCCAUUUUCUUGCUCUGAGUGCGGGAAAUGUUUUACACAGAAAUCACAUCUUGUUACACAUCAGAGAAGUCACACAGGCAUUUCCAUACUCUGAGAAAUAAGCUUUUGUUGCACACAAUAGACCACUCAGGUGAGAAACCAUUUUGAUCUUCUUGAGUAUACUUAUCAUUGCCAUGUAAUGUUCCUCAAGAUUCUGUCCUAUCUCUUAUGCUUUUUGCAAUAUACAUGCAACAGGUCCUUCUGAUAGAAGCUCACCAACAAAGGGCAGGGCUACAGCUCAGCUUUGCAAACCAACCAGACUUAAGCUUGGGGGUUCAGAGUAACAAAAUGCUGAUCAUGUGCGGAAUCUUGGGGGUAAAUUUACUAAGAUGUGAGUUCUAUUUAAGAUGGGAUGUUGCCAAUAGCAACCAAUCAGAUUUCAGGUAUUAUCUUCUAUAAGGUGCUAGAUAAAUGAGAAGUAGAAUCUGAUUGGUUGCCAUGGGCAACAUCCCAUCUUAAAUAGAACUCCCAUCUUAGUAAAUUUCCCCCUUGGUGUCCUGGAUGGUGGAGUGAUACUUGGGGGGUAUUCAACUGUUUGAAAAGUCAGGUGUUUGUUUUUUCCUAUCUACUAGACCGGAAAAAACACCCCCAACCAACUUUUCAAACAGUUGACUUCCACGCUUAGACAUCAAAUAUCAGCCACAAUCAGAUCCUCAUCUGAGGAACAUAGCCAGACUCCAGCACUUAUUUCCCUCAGAAGAUCUACCUACAGUCAUACAUGUAUUUUUUAUCUUCACACAUAGACUACUGCAAUGUCCUCUACCUGGGUCUCCCAGCAAAAGAAUUGCACCGCUUGUAGCUUGUACAGAAUGCAGCAGCCAGGCUGUUACCUAACCAGCCCGUUCCUGCCGCAUAACACCCAUUCUCUGCUCCCUUCACCGGCUGCCUGUAAGAUGGUGACUCUAUUACAUAAUCUUACUGACUCUCCCAGCCCUACAUGACCAGGGUCCAAGGUACCAGAAGCAGCGCCCUGUUCGGUUCCAUCUGCAGAUGAAGGACUGUAACUAGCAGUAUCAAUUCCCCAAGCAGUGCUGAGAUGUCGGGUAGGCGGCACCUUUGCAUUAGUGGGGGCUGCUGGAGCAGUGUCUAAAUAGGUAAUAUUGUCUCCAAGCAGCGCUGAGGUGUCAGGGGAGACAGGGCGGAUGGCUGCAGUGCGGUACCAGGGGCUGCUGGAGGCAGUGUCUAUGUGGGUAAUCAUGUCCCAAAAAAGAGCUAAGGUGUCAGGGAGACAGCGGGUGGCAGUAGUGGAAGGAGACAGGGUGGUGGCAGUAGAGGGGUAGACAGGGCAAGUGACCGUAGUGGGGGGAUACAGGGCGGUGGCAGUAGUGUGAGAAGAUGGGGUAGUGGGAGGAGACAGGGCAGGUGGUAGUAGUGGGGGAGACGGCGAGUGGUAGUAGUGGGGGGGAGACAGGGCGGAUGGCCGCAGUGCAGUACCAGGGGCUGCUGGAGGCAGUAAAGAGGUGUAUGGGUCUCGCACAGAAUCAGUUGAUAAUUAGACUUAAUGAUGAUUAUGCUUCCUUAUUUCUAAUUAAUCCCUUGUAUGUGUUACUGUUAUUUGCUGUGUCAGCCUUUAUGUGUGUUCUGUGUAAUAAUCCUGAAAGUAGUGCUGCUACCGAUCUCAUAUCAUUUGUAGUAACUUGGAAAAGAUGAGAUAUGAGGUGCACUCUGGAAGCUUAUAGGGGGUUAAUCAGAGAUGAACGCAGAUGUGACAUCAUGCAGCCCCUGAAAAAUGGUCCUAGCCCACCCGCGUUAACCCCUCAGGGAUGUGACCGCAAUGUGUGCAUGUAUAUAUUACCACCACCAGCAAACUGUUGCGAGACGCUAUUGCGGCUGGUUCUGAAUGACCCCCAUAGGCUGUUGUGCAGAGUAAAGUAUUUUUUAGGUUUAA